CCUAAUACAAUCCUUCUUCGUCGACAGUUUCUUCCCCAUCUCCACAUCCAUCGGCUGCCAAAUCUCCAUCUCUCUCGCCUCCAACCUCCCUUCCUCCCCUGCCAUGUUCUGUCGCCAUCCCGGUCGCCUCUGCGUUUGCCUCCUCCGCUAAAUCCAACUCCAUGGUGGAAAAGGAAUGACGAAAUUGGAUUUGGAAGAAGCCAGCGCCGACCAAGUCUCUCUCUCUCUCGGCUGGGAAAGGGUAGAAAUUCACAAAUGGAGUUAAAAGCAACAGGGGGAAAAAGAGAGGCCAAAGCACGAAUGGGAAUGGUGGUAGUAGUUUAUCAUCGGUAUUAGUUCGGAUGAACGAAAACAAGAAAAAGAUUGAGAAAAAGAAGGAAUGAGAUCUGGCCGGAGAUUGUGGAAGGGAUAGAAUGAGAAAAUUGUAAUUAAUAUAUUUUUGUAACUUUAUAAAAUGUC
This is a messenger RNA of Linum tenue, 459 nucleotides long. The record is from the annotation of a GenBank genome assembly. NCBI's taxonomy places the organism in Eukaryota, Viridiplantae, Streptophyta, Magnoliopsida, Malpighiales, Linaceae.